CUGUCGAUGCAACGCGGAAGAGACGAAGGAGGAAAAGAGUCUCCACGUCACUGAGGUGUAAUAUUACCGUCAGUGCCACAGAAGAGGUGCUACCUCAGCCACAGAAACCCUCGUGUGGGUGAUAACAGCACGUAUGACCACACACACCGGACAUAUUCAGCUGUCUCUGCCCUGAGCGGCGGCCUCGCUGCUGCUGGACGCGCUGGGAUUCGUUGAAGAGUUCCCCACUGCCUGAAGCUUCUCAAUGGGUGAAUCCGGCUCCCGUCGCUCCACACUUGUGUCCCGCCUGCCAAUCUUCCGCCGCAGCAGCAGCAAGAGGCAGGACUCUCUCCCCUCCUCUCCGUCUUCAGGCGGAGUAGGGAAUGGCGUCCACACUUCUUCGCCCUCCAGCACAAACUCCAGUUCCGGCAGCACCGGGAAACGCCGGAGUCUGUUCCGCACUCCAUCUCUCAGUUUCACAACUAAGCGAAACAGCGAUCCGCGUGUCCAGCCAGUCAACUUAAACCUCACACCUUCCGUGACACAGGACACUGACGCUAAUGGAAAUAACCAGCAGACCAUACCAGCGUCGGGGUCAACAGGGUUCAGUGACGGUGGCGGACGCUCCAAGUCUCGCCACUCGUUUGGGUUUGGCAGCCACAGGCAAAAGAAAAUCUCUCGUUCCCAGACUGAGGAUUUUGAUAAAACUUCCUCUUCCACCUCCACAACCAAUCGCAAUGUGUUCAUAAAUUGCAUCACUGGCUCGGGGGCAAAUGAGGGUGAUGACUCUGGGUUCCUUGAUGACUACAGUGCUGGUACUAACAACAAGAAGUCCUCACGCCAAAAGAAGCAGCUGCUGCCGAAAUCCUUCUCGGCUCACCACCGCUUCUCCCGCACUUCGGAUCACCACAGACCUCCAGAGGUGAAUCUGGAACCUCCGAGCUCCACCACCAUCACACCGGGGGCUGGAGAGCUCACUCCCGGGUCAUGGCCAGGUGAGCUGAUAGGUGGUGGUGGUGAGAGCUCUCUCCAGUCCCCUUUGAUAUCAGAGGACCGAACUACGGCCAUCACACCUUCAGAGUUCAUACCCAUCACGGAGGAUUCUGUAUCUGAGGCGGACGCUCUGCCAGCACCCAGCCCCAGAUCUCCUGCUGCUCCUGAGUGUGAGUCUCAGCCUCUGCCAGGACCAACUACUGACAUGGCUCCACCUGACCUUCCACCUGCUCCAGAGAACUGCAGCACAGUCAUCUCUACCUCUCAGAUUUUUGUCGAUCCAGCACAGUCUAGCAGUGAAAAACCCUUACUUCUCGACACCAGCACAGCCAACAACACAGAUUAUGAGACUGCCAUUUCCCUCUCAGAGCCAGAGACAGCUGUAACCUGCCUACCUCUGCUGGAACAAUCACUGGAAGAGAGGAAGGAGAGGGAGGAGGAGCGAAAGGAAGCAAAGGAAGAGGUGUCAGUAGCAGAUGAGCGGAAGGAGGUGGUGAAGGAGAGCCUCGCAGAGACCACAAGUGAGAGCGAGGCAUGUGUGGUACGCAGUGAGGGUUGUCACUCCAACCCAGAGCAACCGGACAGAAGGGCAAGAAAAACACUCUCCAUGCAAGAAAGAGGAAGCUUCUGCGGCUGCCAUGAACCCAGAUCAUCUCACUUAAGGAAACCACAUGCAGCCUCUGUGUGUAGCAGUGUCAGUCCCUACCAUGAGGUGAUGCGGAUGGAAAGGCGUCUUCGCUCCUCGUCUGAGGGGGCAGGUGGGCCUCGUAUCCAUGGAAACCACAGAGAUGCCCCGGGCGUGGAGGGAUGCAGUCUGCUCAAACACAGACACAACUCUUCGUCGUCUAAGCUGGGGAGUCUGGAUGUGUUAAACAACCUGGGAUCCUCAGAGCUGGAUGAAGAUGAUCUUAUGCUAGACCUGGACCUCUCUGAUGAUCAGCAUCAGCGACAUCGACAUGUGUCCAGGGAAGACUCCAGCCAGUCUCUGGCCUCUUGUCUGAACCUGCUCCCCUCCCCCAUGGACCAACCAGGAGAUCGCAUCCUGGGGAAAGAAAACAAUCUGAGAGCUCCAACAAAACUGGCCACAGAGGAACCCAGUCGGCCGACCAGCCUACUGCCUGCUGAUUGGAACAUGGGGCUGGGCUUUGGGAGGGAAGAGGAGUCCUUAACUCCAGGGCUGGAGGCCCUUCCACUCAGACUGAUGCAGCAGGACUGUACUGCUGUCAAAACCCUGCUUUUAAGACUAAGACGGACACUGCAGGAGAGUGCAGAGACGAGCCCUGCCAGCAGCCUCCAGUCUCUACCCAUCAGCCCUUGCAGUGAAAAAUCCCUUCCAUUUAAGGAUCCCAGCAGAGAGGAGGCCUUGUUGCAACAGCUGAGGGAGAAAGAUGAGCUGAUUCUCAGACUCCAGAAUGAACUGGAAAAUGCCAAAGCUGCCCUCAAGAUGAAAGACUGCCAAAUGACUGACCGCGUAACACAGACAGAACACAUGGGGCCAGAGACCACUCAUCCAGGACGGUGGUCAGGACUAGGCAGCUGCAGCAGCCUGGCCCCAAGGGACCGAAGGGCAAUGCGGGGUUUGGGGGCAGCACUCGGAGGGGACCUCUGUAACCAACACCUCCCCCAUCACUAUCCACCUCUGCACAGUCCAUCCGAGAUACUCACUGUCAGGGAGGAGCGCCACUGCCAGUGGGUCCUGGCACCGCUCUCAGCCCGAAACCCAGCUCCAAAUCUGGCUCCAGGCUCCUCCACUCUGUCCUCUGCUAUUUCUGCGGUGUCAGUCCAAUCCUCACCUCACACUCCAGUCCAGCUUCAAGUGUCACACCCAGGCCUUAGUCCAAACCAAUGCCCAAGCUCUGGUUCAUCAGCUGCUAAUCUCACUACAGGUCCAUCUUUGUCCUCCCAUCAGCCAGAGAAGGUGACUUCCUCUUCUGAGUCCUUAACUCCAGCAGGAGGAGGAGGAGGAGGAGGAGGUGGGGUGAGUUUAUCAUGCGGAGUAAGAAGAGGAGGUGGCGAGCACCAUCCCCACAGCCAUAUUCCUCGUGCAAUGGGGGCGAGCUCCUCGAGCCUCCAUAGUCUCGCAAGCAGGGGAAGCCCCUCUCCGAGCAUCUCACUGUCCGACCCAGCCUCCCCUUCACCUCCCUCGUCCUCCUCCGCCAUAUUCACAGGUCGUCUAGGACAGCCGCCUCGAGGCCCUCUGUCUCUGCACAGCUACAGUCGUAAAAAUGUCUUCCUCCAACAUUCCCUGCACAGUGCUGAAUUGCAAGCUCUGACGCAGCGAGACAGUUGAAGGCCCACGGACAUUUUUGCAACGUUUACCCCAAACAUAAGCAGCCAUAUCACUGACUACGGUGUCAAAAUGUGUGACUAUAUGUAUAUAAAAAAUACUGCUGUU
Messenger RNA from Solea senegalensis (Senegalese sole), 3367 nucleotides. RefSeq names its product coiled-coil serine-rich protein 1 (gene ccser1). The coding region runs from base 245 to 3262 and encodes 1005 amino acids. The record is from RefSeq and is a predicted model, not a curated record. Lineage: Eukaryota; Metazoa; Chordata; Actinopteri; Pleuronectiformes; Soleidae. The transcript is spliced from 12 exons.